CCUACUUCUUUUCUUCUGGCCCUUGACAUUUUGGAACGGUCCUUGCAAACAACCGUUUGGCUGCGCCAUUUCAACCAUGAUACAUACGCUUUGCCAUUUACUCCCUAGAAGAAGAGAGGAGUGAAUAAGUCUUCCAGUCUUUAUUCAAGCCUACUUGAUUCUGUUCUUCUAUUUCUCCUUCUUAUUUCACUGGCUUUUUUGAUGGGACUCCCGGGCAUUGAUCGUUGAUCUGUAAAUACCCGGACCUCAUGAGCCUCUCCCGAGUCAUCCAGAGGCGCCCCUUUGCCCAUGAUGGAUUUCGCAGAAAAGCUGUGCCCUGGAUCGCCUCUCCUCUCCAACCAUCCACUAAAGCUUCUAGAGAAUACACUGUGACCCCGGGAGAAGACCCUAAGACCGCCAAAAGAACAAACGAUCCGUCGCUGUCGGAACGGUCCUCUCUUGCAGAUAACGAGCUUCCGCGCUUCAGAUAUCAUCACGAAUCAAGUACGAUCGAACUCUUUUACGAUCUCUUCCUCGUCGCCAACCUCACCAGCUUCACAGCCGACCAUGAGAUUAUCAACGGACAAUCACUCCGAAAUUAUGUUGGCUUCUUCACAAUCGUGUGGUUUACUUGGCUAGAGACUUCGCUAUUUGACGUUCGCUUCGCCACGGAGUCUGUCUUCACCCGAAUAUGCAAAGCUAUUGCUUUCGCAGCCAUGACUGGGAUCGCCGCCUGUGGUGCGAACUAUAACACAGGAGAAGUUUCCGAGCACCUCAGAACUUUUCGAUCACUCUCAAUCAUUCUGAUGAUUUCUCGACUUGCUCUCGCAAUCCAGUACAUUGUGGUUUUGCUCUACGUUCACAAAUACCCCAGAACUCAGGCACCACUUCUAGCAACCAUUGCGAUUCUUCUCCUUUCAGCCAUAGCUUUUCUCGGCACAUUUUUCGCCUUUAACCUCAACGACGAGAGUAAUGAGCACAACACAAGUGGUUCAAACUCAAGUGGACCACCAGUUUACAUCUCUCACUACAUUAUCGUCUGUGUCGAAACUAUCGGGGUGAUCGCUAUCUCUUGUAUCUGGAGAUCUAUUAGUUUCAAAAAGACGCAUCUCGUCGAGCGCAUUGGACUCCUAACAUUGAUCAUUAUGGGCGAGGGGAUUAUUGGCAUAACCAAGUCGAUUUCCAAAAUCUUGCAAAAUGCCGCCAACACAGCUGCAAGCGUGUUUGGCAUAACCAUUUCAGCGGUUUUGCUAUUAUACUUUGUAUGGAUACUCUACUUUGACCAAAUUGAUCACGACCGCUUCGGAACUAUUCGACAGCAAGUGUGGGCUAUCCUCCACUUUCCACUUCACACGGCUCUGAUUCUAGUUUCCGAGGGAAGUGCCACCUUGAUCCUAUGGAAAGCUAUUAUUAGGUAUCUUGUGGAAGCACUGGCAAUCCAAGUCCAGGCCACCGACAUGGUAAGCUCAACUAAUGCCGAAGUUGCGGGUUAUAUCGAAAAGCAGCUCAAGACCUUUGUUCACCACUUCAAGAAUGAAACUUUGUUUAGGCUUGACGUCGAAAGCUUCAUCAACAGCUCCUUGACUGAUAUCCGUCAACUUCCGGCGAACGAUUCCAGUGGCCGAAAUGACACCAUCGUUGGAAUAAGAGAUGACAUGUUCAAUUUGGUUUUCGGGGCCUUUGGUAUCGAAGUCAACCAGGAAGACACUACUUGGGAUCCCCAACUUAGUAUUUUCGACACGGUUAUCUUCUACUAUUACCUUGCUGCUGGCGUCUUUGUGAUUCUGCUUGCCGUGCUUUACUCGUUCGGUAAGACCAACAAGUCUCGUGGGGAGUGGUUUAGCGCUGUACUCAGACUUGUUGUGGGAAUCGGGCUCUGUACGACCACUCCCGCCCUCGUCCUGAGAAGCGAUAAGUCGUCGACCAGAGGGUUUGUAUUCUCUGCUUGGACUGUCACGGUCGUCAUGCUAGUAUACUUUGUGCUUAUCAUCCUUGACAAUCUACUGGACUGGUACGCGGAUAAGAAGUCGAGCGGUCAAAAGCCAACAUAUAUCGAAGACACUGAACGAAGCCUUGAAGGAGAAGAAGACGCAUUGGUUAAGCAGACGAACACCGAUAUGGCAGAGCAGGGAGAAACGAUUCGAUUAAGGUUGGUGGAGAUCUCCCCUGCUGAUGAGGCCGAUCCUCGUAGAGUGGAAGAUCCCCAGUCGUCGCGAUCUUGAGAACGUGGGAUGUUCGCCAAUGUCAAACUUCAUAUGCUGACAACAAUAAAACCUGGGUCCACAGAUGGACUUGUUAACUCGUUUUUCCAAAUUCGCUUGACCCGCAUCGGAGCAUAAGCAGUGAUAUAUCGGCAGUGUGAAUAUACA
This is a messenger RNA of Exophiala oligosperma, 2348 nucleotides long. RefSeq lists its product as uncharacterized. NCBI's taxonomy places the organism in Eukaryota, Fungi, Ascomycota, Eurotiomycetes, Chaetothyriales, Herpotrichiellaceae. The coding region runs from base 249 to 2201 and encodes 650 amino acids. The record is from RefSeq and is a predicted model, not a curated record. The transcript is spliced from 2 exons.